This is a messenger RNA of Choloepus didactylus (southern two-toed sloth), 1051 nucleotides long. RefSeq lists its product as uncharacterized. NCBI's taxonomy places the organism in Eukaryota, Metazoa, Chordata, Mammalia, Pilosa, Megalonychidae. The transcript is spliced from 4 exons. The record is from RefSeq and is a predicted model, not a curated record. Bases 24 to 1022 code for a protein of 332 amino acids.
GAGGCACCGUGGGGACACCGGACAUGAGUCCUCUUUGGAAAAGCCCCCUGUGCAGGCAGCCUGGAGCGGCCGGACACCAUGAUGUCACCUGUCAUCCCUGGGUCUUCCCAUCCACCCGGGAUGGCCAUCUGCCAGGGGGGCCCCGUGUGGAGGACGCUGCUCUGUCGGUGACCCCUUCGGCAUGUCGGUGUCCGGCCUCCAGGUUCCCUCCACACCGUCUCGGAGACCAGCCGGCAACACCCAGGGCUGCGUCUCGCCUCUUCUCUGCCGGCUCACUCCUCCCUCCAGGGGCCAAACCACCUGCCCCUCUGGGGGAGGCCCCUGGAGCCCUUCUGGGGUUCAUAACCCCCCACCUGGUGCCUGGGGAAGCCCGUCAUCCCCUAGUCAUCAGGACCCAGGUCCGAAUUCCCAGGGGUGUGCCCGGCUGCCACUGUCUCCCCCCGCUCACCCCUGGACCAACAGCAGCCGCUGCUCCCUCCACCGAGGUGGCAAGAAAGCCAUCCCCACCAUGUGCCAUCUCCUCCAACGCCCACCCCUGCCGGGUGGGCGCCUUUGACGAGGCCAUUGCAGAACUGGACUCGGAGCUCCAGCCCCAGGACUGCACUGUUCCAUCCACAGGCCUCGAGGACAGCACCCCCUGCCUCCCUAACCACAGAGGCAGUGCCCUGGGGAGGGUCCUCCAGUGGCUCAUUAAUAAGAGGCCACUGAAGAGGCAGCGCGGAGCCCGGACACGAGCUACAGGAUGCCCUGCCCCUGGGGCAUCCCCAGGUUUCCAGGAAAUACAUUUGGACCUCCUGGGUUCCCUGGAUCUUGCCUCCUCACCCAUGAAGAGACAAGAAGGGGCCCAGGUUGGUCCCAGCGGAGAUGGGGGUGUCAGCAGCCAGAAAAAGCAGGUGCGAUUUGACAGCAAACCCAGGUGCUUGAUGUACUCUCCUGCUGCACCCCCCAGCAAGUUACGCCCAGGAGCCUCGAGACCAUGUUUCAAUUGGUUUACACAGUGCUGUGGGGGGUGCAGACCGUGAGCUGAUCCAUCUUCCACCUCACAAAAAAU